AACUGUUUAUAACUGCCUGUUUUUGCUUAGUUUGUAUCAUAUUGAGUUUGACUUAAUCUUGAUGAACUUUGUUGGAAUACUGCAGUCAAAAUAUUGGUGGCAUGUCUAGUGAUUUUUUUAGCCAGAUGUUUAUUCAUCUUGUAGCGUCCCAUAUGUACUUAGCCUAAUAUGAUUCCAUUACUUGGCGGUUCCUUGGCCCAGUUGGGUGUAACGUACAGAUGGGGUUAAAUCGCUCUGCGUAAAAGGACCGCACUCUCGGAGGUCUUCCCCAGAGCAAGUGUCAGCGCAGAGGUUGGCUCGAGCCAAGCGGCGCGUGCGCUCUUCAAAGCUCCUACAUGGCUGCUUUAAAAAUAUGUAUUAAUCUUGUUUUUUUUAUUUAGCAAACAUUUUGGGAACCAGCAAUAUGUCGCAUUGGCUCCUUCGCCGGAGAUCAGAAUGGGAUGAUUUUCUUUCCUGCGUUAAAACCUACGACCAACAUGCUUUUGCAGUCGAGGAUUUCACUGUUGUGGAAUGUGUUCUGAUGCGCAUUAACCUCUGGUCGACAUUUCCUCUUCUGGACGUACCUACAUCCUACUUUAGAUUUUUUUUACCCUCUUGCUGGGAUUUAUGGAAAUAAUAUUGCUUGGUUGGUCGGUUUUGUUAGUAAUCAGCUGGCCUGAAAUAUGAAAAUCCUUUGAGAUGAAAAGCAGCACUUUUGGGGAUCAUCUUUUGCUUGUGCGCGGCUCCUGCCUGAUAUUGCGCCUCAACAGCCUGUUGUCUGUGUCCGAGGAGAAACGCACAACUUUGACGGGAGCCGGUGCGGGAGCCGGAGCCGGAGCGAGGGCUGCAGCUGGUCUCAGUGGCACACUAGGGGCAAAGGCGGGGGGCCAGCAGUGGCACCGACGGCGCGGCCCCGCUGGUGGGCUGUUGCGCUGUUGGACGGGGGAUCCGGCGCAGCUGUGGAGCGGGGAUGACGAGGUCGACCGGGAUUAUGAUGGUGAUGGAUGGCCCGACAGCACGAGCAGGCACCGGGGUCUCGCCGCCUCUGCGCCUCCUACUGUGCGCUCUCCUUUUUCUCCCGCCGUGCGCUCACUCGCACCCGCAGCCGUGCCAGGUGCUAAAGCGGAUCGGCCACACGGUUCGGGUGGGAGCGCUGCACGUUCAGCCCCGCUUGAUGUCAACAGCUCCUGGCCGCGGUUCUGAAGACGCAGAGGGAGCUUUGGCGAGAGAUCAGCCGCAGGAGUUGGGAAAGCCGGUUAGAACAGGUGCCGGCGCGCCCGGAUAUGGGAACCUCAGGACUCGAGCCGCCGCACACAGUCAGCGGGGCGCAGGUAGGAGUAAAAGCCAGGCGAGACAGCGGGACGGGAAUCCCCCGAAGGAGGAUGGCGUGUUCUCACCCCGGGAGUCGGUCCUGCUAGCGGCGGAGGCUCUGAACCGGGCCGGGUUGCUCCCUUACAAUUUAUCCCUGGAGAUUGUUAUGGCAGUCGGAUCCACGCUGGGCGAGCUGCCGGCCUUCUCCUACUCCUCCACGGGCAUUCCCGAGGACGAGGACCCGCUGUCUUUCCUGGAGAGCGUGUGUCACACGGUGGUCGUGCAGGGGGUCUCCGCCAUGCUCGCCUUCCCGCGGAACCGGGACGAGCUCGUUAAGUUGGAAUUCGUUUCUCUGGCGCUCAAGGUGCCAGUUGUCAGCGUCGUGCAGAGGCAGUUCCCGCGCCACAGCGAGAAUGCUCUUCAUUUUCAAAUGGCAAUGCAGACGGUAGCGGCCCCCCCGUCGCAGCUCCUCUACUAUCUGCUGAUGAUGAAUGGUUGGUGGGACAUCAGCAUAGUCCUCUGCCAGGAGUGGAAUAUCAAUGACUUCCUUUUGCUCAUCAAGAACAACACCCGUUUCCACUUGGGCACUCUGGUCAAUCUGACAAAAACCACAUUGCCGCCACUUUCAUCUUCGCUAUCAUCCUCAGCAGAGGCAACAAGUGCCCCUGUUGGGGUGGAGGUGCUACCCUCAUCAUACCUACCGCCAACUGCAUCGUCUUAUUCAUCAAAUUCUUCUUCUAAGUCAGACCAGCAGCAAGGUCUCAUGAGGCAGCUGGAGGCCUUGAGGGAACAUUCGUCCACGCGAGGAGUGGUCACAUUCGGGUGCGACAUCCGGGAGGUGCGCCGACUAUGGACACUGGCGACGCGGAUGACUCUCCCGGAGUUUCACUGGGUUUUGGGGGACAGUCAAAACGUGGCUGAGCUUAGAACAGAUGGAUUACCGCUUGGGCUACUUGCACACGGCGUGAUGGGAUCCCCUUCUUUGGAUCAUUAUGUUCAGGACUCAGUGGAGUUUGUGGCGCGAGCAGUGGGCAGUGCAGCCCCGGAGAAUCCUGCCAUGGCACUUAUACCUGGAACUACGAACUGUAUGGAUGCACAGCACAGUAAUGGCAGCUCAGGAGAAUUCUUGGCAAGAUUUCUGUCCAACACAUCAUUCGAGGGCCAGAGCGGUUUUCUAUCCAAAGAAAGCCAAAGUCAGAAUAUCAUCUCAGAGGCCCACCACUACAUCUGGUCUCUCCAGCUGGACCCUCUUGGCCAGCCCACAUGGACUCGCCUGGGACGCUGGCGCAGAGGGAGAGUCCUGAUGGACCAGGGCGCCUGGCCGAGUCACCACGGGUCUGGUAGCGGAGGAGACUGGCGCCGUUCUGCGCGGCUGCACAUGCGGGUGGUGACGCUGGUGGAGCACCCUUUCGUCUUCACCCGUGAGGUGGACGGAGAUGGGAUGUGUCCAGCGGGCCAGCUGUGCUUGGACCCGCUCACCAAUGAGACAACCGUUUUGCAAGGCCUUUUCCAGAAGCUGUCGGGACAUAACGGAUCCGUCCCUACAGAGCUGAAGAAGUGUUGCUAUGGCUACUGCAUUGACCUGCUGGAAAAGCUAGCGGAGGACAUUGGCUUCACUUAUGACCUGUACAUCGUUGGUGACGGGAAGUAUGGAGGGUACAAGAACGGUCGUUGGACGGGAUUGGUGGGGGAUCUGCUAAGCGGUGCGGCCCACCUGGCAGUGACGUCGUUCAGCAUUAAUUCAGCCCGAAGCCAAGUCAUUGACUUUACAUCACCCUUCUUCUCCACCAGCCUGGGAAUUCUGGUCCGUACCCGUGACACAGCGGCACCCAUUGGCGCCUUCAUGUGGCCCCUCCAUUGGUCCAUGUGGCUGGGCAUCUUUGUUUCCCUCCACGUCACCGCUGUCUUCCUCACCCUGUACGAGUGGCACAGCCCCUUCGGAAUGACGCCUCGUGGACGCAAUCGCAACCGUGUCUUCUCUUUCUCCUCGGCCCUAAACGUAUGCUACGCAAUCCUCUUUGGAAGAACGGUAGCCAUCAAGCCCCCCAAGUGCUGGACUGGUCGCCUGCUGAUGAACCUCUGGGCAAUCUUUUGUCUCUUUUGCCUGUCCACCUACACUGCCAACUUGGCUGCCGUCAUGGUCGGGGAGAAGACCUAUGAGCAGCUGUCAGGGAUACAUGAUCCAAAGUUGCACCAUCCCUCUCAGGGAUUCCGCUUUGCUACAGUGAGAGAAAGCAGCGCAGAGGACUACGUCAAGAAGAGUUUCCCUGAGAUGCACGAGUAUAUGAGAAGAUACAAUGUCCCAGCAACACCAGACGGCAUACAUAAUCUAAAGGCUGACCCUCAGAAACUGGAUGCAUUCAUCAUGGACAAAGCCCUGCUGGACUAUGAAGUUUCCAUAGAUGCUGACUGUAAAACACUUACAGUGGGGAAACCUUUUGCCAUAGAAGGCUACGGCAUUGGCCUCCCCCAGAACUCUCCGCUCACGUCCAACUUCUCAGAGCUUGUCAGUCAGUACAAAUCCGACGGCUUCAUGGACAUGCUGCAUGACAAAUGGUACAAGGUCGUGCCCUGCGGAAAGCGCAGCUUUGCUGUGACCGAGACACUGCAGAUGGGUAUAAAGCACUUCUCUGGUCUGUUUGUGAUGCUGUGUGUAGGCGUGGCCUUAUCUCUUUUGACCACGAUAGCGGAACACAUUGUGUACAAGCUGGUGAUCCCGAGGGUCAAGGAGCCACGCUCCAAAUACUGGCUGCACACUAGUCAGAGAUUACACAGAGCCCUCAAUUCAGUCUUCGUCGAUGAUAAAAUACCAACUGUUACCAAGCCUGAAAAAAGGUGCAACGAAGGAAACAACCAGUCAGCAUCUUGGAAUCCUGCAGAAACCUCCCACUGCAACAGGCGAAGGUUUCUUCCACAAGAUAUUCAGAACGACCUGGAACAUCCAUCCUCCCAGGACCUCGCACCUCCAUUGCCCCCUUCCCCUCACCCUCAUCCCCAUACUCUUCCCUUGCUGGAAAAACACAUGCCCAUAGUGACAAGCUCUAACGGUCGCUCUGACCUGUUAGGCCGUGUGUUGGGCCAAGGAAAAGAAGGAUCUGCCCAGGCCACGACGCAAUGUUGCAGUUUAGGAGUGGGUGACUGUGGACUGGGCCAGGUUGGGCGAAACCCACUGCUGCAGGAACUGUCAGAACUUGAGGGUCAAAUCACAGCAAUCAAGCAGCAGCUACAGUCAGCAAUGAGGAGGAAGAGAGAGCUUGAACGGUACCAGUCAGAAAACCAGCAAACAAACCAGACUUCACCGAGUCAGGCCUCAACACACCAGUCCAACCAGGUUUGUCAGUACACCCAGUCCCACCAGCAGACUAACCAACACACGAACACACUCCCAGACUUCUGAAGCCAACCUUUCCUUGUUUUGUCUAGAGAAACCUUAAUGCAGGGAACAGGACUCCCAAACCCUUUUGGAUAAGAGACCCUGCUUAGGUUAUGGAAAUGAUACACACAAUUUCUGAUACCAUGGUUCUCAUUUAGGUACAGGAGAGUCCCUAAAUGUUGACCUGAAAUCUUCACUGUGGAUCAGAUUCUGCUCUAUGACUCCCAACUACGACAUUUUCUGACCUCUGGAAGGUGAGAAAUAAUGAGUGAAGAAGCGGACAAGGGUGAAAGAGGGAUACUGAACCCUAACCCCCCGCUUGUUGUGUCAAUGAGGAGCUGUGCUUUCUCUGUCCUCUCAGCCUCCAUUGCAUUCUUCUCAGAAUCUUUUGGCUUCUUUUUUUUCACUUUCCAUUUUUGCUGAAGACAUCCUUUUGUCCCCGGAAUAUCUUACCUCUGAGAUAAAUCCAAUCUCUUAUAUAAUUUGCUUGCCAGGGUGAUAAACUUGCUCACUGGUAGGAUGACCCUUUGCGGUUCAAGCUUGAUGAACUAUUUCACCAGUAUGUUGAAUGUCUUUGAGCAGAUAAUGACCUGUAGAUGAACCCAGCCAGAUUAGUCUUUAUGAGCCUGUGUCUUGCACAAACCCCGUAUCUUUCCGCCAUACAUCCCAUCGGGAAUUGGUAGACAUGACCUUCAAUGGCUUAAUUUCUCAGAUCUUUGUCACUGCAUUUAUUGCAGUAAAGGAGAUUGCCUGAACAAGUCUUUUGGACGUUAAGGGAGUUGCUGUUGCAAGAGAACAAAGAAAAAUACUGUAUAAAGCAUUCACAAGACACUUUCAUAAAGAACAACUGGUUGGCACCUACUGUUGCAGCGAAUUCUAUGACAACUCACCACAGUACUUCUGAAUCACUGUACAAUGUUGGUCUUGCACUACACUGAUGCACUCCAGGUUUACUAAAGUCACUAAUGUGUCAGAGCCAAAACUGUGGCCUAAAGUCAUCUUAUUGUGGGCUCACAACAGACCGGGUUAAACAGUUUCACCUUGGAGCAUUCUGAUGCUCUUGUACUAUUGGUGCCAUACAAACACUGAGUACUACUCGGUCCUUGGUGCCAACCCAUUAUUCAACAAAAAAAACUUAAGGUUAAAAUGUUAUCCACUGUUUUGGCUCGGACAUGUUACUUAAUGCAAAGAACAUUUACAACUGAACACAGCAGAACAAUUCCCUUGUGAUUAUUUUCUUGCAUCUCUUUUGCUUUGGGUUGGACAUGAUCCGUUAUUAAAAAAAUAAAAAAAUAUCUUCUUUGCA
Fundulus heteroclitus (mummichog) is the source of this 5969-nucleotide messenger RNA. RefSeq names its product glutamate receptor, ionotropic, N-methyl-D-aspartate 3A (gene grin3a). The record is from RefSeq and is a predicted model, not a curated record. Bases 950 to 4687 code for a protein of 1245 amino acids. Gene Ontology annotation, cellular component: plasma membrane; postsynaptic membrane. Gene Ontology annotation, molecular function: NMDA glutamate receptor activity; transmitter-gated monoatomic ion channel activity involved in regulation of postsynaptic membrane potential. The transcript has 10 exons. Gene Ontology annotation, biological process: synaptic transmission, glutamatergic; monoatomic ion transport; ionotropic glutamate receptor signaling pathway. Lineage: Eukaryota; Metazoa; Chordata; Actinopteri; Cyprinodontiformes; Fundulidae.